AUGAAGGUCAUCCUGCAGCGUGUCCUGUCGGCGUCCGUGACCGUCGACAAGGAGAUGAUCUCUUCGAUCGGCAAGGGAGUCUUGGCCUUUGCGGCCGUAGCCCCUGGGGAUACAGAGAAGGAAGCCGAUCUCAUGGCCGCAAAGUGGAAGAAGAGUGUUGGCGAUAUUGGCGGCGAGGUUCUCUGUGUGUCGCAGUUCACUCUUCUGGCUAGUACAAAGAAGGGAGCCAAGCCUGACUUUCACGGCGCAGCCAACCCAGAGGAAGCGCGCCGGCUAUACCACUACUUUGUGCAAAAGGUCAAGGCUGGGUAUAUGGAGGAGAGAGUUAAGGAUGGUCAGUUCCAGGCAUGGAUGGAGGUGGCUCUCGUCAACGACGGACCGGACCAAAUACUACAGGUCACUCUUGAGCUGAACAACGGAGCCAAAACGGGAUAG
Fusarium poae is the source of this 435-nucleotide messenger RNA. RefSeq lists its product as uncharacterized. The record is from RefSeq and is a predicted model, not a curated record. NCBI's taxonomy places the organism in Eukaryota, Fungi, Ascomycota, Sordariomycetes, Hypocreales, Nectriaceae. Gene Ontology annotation, cellular component: cytoplasm. Bases 1 to 435 code for a protein of 144 amino acids. Gene Ontology annotation, molecular function: D-tyrosyl-tRNA(Tyr) deacylase activity. Gene Ontology annotation, biological process: tRNA metabolic process. The transcript is spliced from 5 exons.